Dendrobium catenatum is the source of this 336-nucleotide messenger RNA. RefSeq names its product probable pyridoxal 5'-phosphate synthase subunit PDX2. Gene Ontology annotation, cellular component: glutaminase complex; cytosol. The annotation marks the transcript as partial. Gene Ontology annotation, molecular function: glutaminase activity. The transcript is spliced from 3 exons. The record is from RefSeq and is a predicted model, not a curated record. Gene Ontology annotation, biological process: pyridoxine metabolic process; pyridoxal 5'-phosphate biosynthetic process. Lineage: Eukaryota; Viridiplantae; Streptophyta; Magnoliopsida; Asparagales; Orchidaceae.
UUAAUAGGAUCAAUUAUAACUGUUGAAUCAAUUGUUUUGCAGUUUCCAGCUUUGAGAGACUUUGUUAGUUUAGGAAAACCAGUUUGGGGGACCUGUGCUGGACUCAUUUUCCUUGCAAAUAAAGCUACUGGCCAAAAGUUGGGUGGUCAAGAGCUUAUUGGGGGGCUGGAUUGCACUGUUCACCGAAACUUUUUUGGUAGUCAGAUUCAGAGCUUUGAAACUGAGCUUGUAGUUCCUAAGCUUGCUGAGCAGGAAGGUGGUUCUGAUAGAUGUCGUGGAGUGUUUAUACGUGCACCAGCCAUUUUAAAGGCUGGGCCAGAUGUUGAAGUACUAGCA